This is a messenger RNA of Nymphaea colorata (pocket water lily), 4354 nucleotides long. RefSeq lists its product as uncharacterized. The transcript has 9 exons. Bases 2677 to 3870 code for a protein of 397 amino acids. The record is from RefSeq and is a predicted model, not a curated record. Lineage: Eukaryota; Viridiplantae; Streptophyta; Magnoliopsida; Nymphaeales; Nymphaeaceae. Gene Ontology annotation, biological process: collagen metabolic process.
UCUGAUCUAUACAUUGGAAAACAUUAUCUUGUGCUAAUUUAAAGGUUUUUCGACGUGGUGAUUACAUGUGUUUACUUGUUUCCACUAGUAGAAGACACUGGUAAGUUCAUCAGCUAGGCUGCUCCAAUAUACACAAUACCCAUCCCCUUGGAACACACAAGAAAAAAAUGCAAGCACAUAAAAAUAUUCAUAAAAUCAUUAGCAACAUUUCCUUCUUGUCAUUAAAGGCUUUUCUGCUUUGCACCUUUCAUUGCCAUUCUUUUUCUCCAAUGGCUGUUGACAAAGAUCUCUCUCUCUCUCUCUCUCUCUCUCUCUAUCUAUCUAUCUCCAACAUACCAACAUAUAUGUGCGUGUGUGUGUGUAUGUGCAUGUGCGCGUGUGCAGACAUUGUUAACUGAUGUUUUCCAUUGGAUAAGCAUGUGUAGUUUCAUUCACUACAUGACUUCAAUGCCUUUUCCUAAACAGAAAGAAUACUCCAAUGACUAUAAUAUAUAUGUACUUCUUCAAGACUUUCUGUUAAUGCAUUCUUUUUAUGAAAUUCUAUGAAUUACUAGUGCAACAGUGGUCUGAUACUUCCACAUGAAUUGCAUGCAUUAAAUGCAGAGCGUGCUGAAGUUAAAAGAAAGGAUAUACUUUAAUGACUGUCAUAUGUCUAUUCUAAAAAGGCUUUCUGUCAUGCAUUGUCAAUCUGAAAUUGUGUGAACAACUAGUGGAAUGGUGACCUGAUAUUUCCACUUGAAUUGCAUGUUAGAUUAAAUGCAGAGCAUACUCAAGUUUGGUGCUUGUGACUGGAUAAAAAGUUUUAGUUUCCUUUUUUCUAAAAUUUGUUGAUCAAACUUGGUGGAUAAAGUACAAGAUAUGAGAGCUUUUAAGGGGAAGGCCAUUCUCGUAAGCCAGAGCUGGUGAUAGAUAUCAUAUUGGUGAGCAACCUGGUGACCAUGUGCGUCAUGAUUACUUCGUCAUUGAAAUGGAAGUUUAUCAUGGGCUUGAACAUUCAGAGACCCUGCAGUUUCUCUUCAAGAUAUGGUUCCUUUCUUUGCUUUUUCUUGUCCAUAUAUAGAAGGAAGUCAUCCACAUCCCUAUUCAAUACUUGGAAGAGAAGAGGAAAUGGUGGAACUCAAUAAUGAGAACUUUUUGGGAGAUUGAACUCUUUGAUGGAGGUAAAUUUUUGCCUUUUUGUCGACGUAGCAGGUUAUCUUUUGGACUUCCAUCAAUCAGCAACAAUCAUAUGGUUUUUUGAAAAGGGCCAUGGGUCAUUGUGCGCAGAAGCCUUGCAAUGGAAUCUUAAGAUGGGGUUUGAGAUUUCCAUGUUUUUGGGAACCACAUUCUGUGCUUAUUUUGGAUCAUAUUCAUUCUUCCACCUACCAUUCUGAGCAAUUGCCAUCUCUCUUUAGUUAGUUGAGGUCUCCGUUAUUAGUAUCAACUAGUAUGGUUUUCAAUUGGUUGAUAUGUACCAUAUUGGCAGCUUGUAUUGGCUGGGAUAUGCCAAUGUGCACCAUAUUGGCCCCUUACCAAUAUGAGAUAGGAAAAUACUAAUUCUUGUAACUUUUCUAUUUUUUGAUGGUUAAUAGUCUCUUAAAAUGGUUUUUAUUUUUUAAAUUUAAAUAUGACAAAUAAUCUAAGUCAUCAAAAUUUGAUAGACUGAGAUGGUACAAUUUCACCUUGUCAUUUUGUAAAGCUAUUCACCACUGAUAAUGUUACUGAAACAUUGUUUGAGGUUAGUUACUGGUGAUGCUCAUUACUAUGGAUGAAAGGUCGAUCAGAGCUUCACUACCUCAGUGUGAAAAUCCACAUUACUUUUGAAUCAGUGGCACUGGUGGAACGAACCCUAUUUCUUUUGGCUUAAAUUCUGGUGGAAUGUAAAACUUGAACAAGCUAUUCAGACUUUCUCAUGCUUGUACUCAUACUGCAGAUAGAUAAGCUAGGACUUUUCUGUUAAUUUCAAAUUAAUCAAGUUUGAUAAUGGCAUGUCGCAUGCAAGAAAAGGCACUCAAAUACAGGUCCCCAAGUUCAAUAUUGCAUGUGAAAUCACUUUUUGAUUUGGACAUUCUGGAAUAUGCUUUUGUUGGACUUUUGAGAUAAAUCUGGUUUCAUCUUACUGAGGACAGUGUUACUUUUUUAUGCUGAUAGUAGUCCUAAAUUCAAUCACUUCGCUGAUGGUUUGCAAGAUGUUCGCAAGGAUUCAUUGUCGGUAUGAAGACUUCUGUUUAUCAUGCUUGGUGGCUCGUGUUUCCAAUUUUCAAGAGCAUGAUCUCUCAAAAGGAUUGAAGCAACAGAUCAUGCAACAGAUCAUGAUUGAAGCUGUAGAACUUUUUGCUUGACUAUUUUCAAGAGCAUGAUCUAUCAAGAGCAUGAUCUCUCAAAAGGAUCAUGCAACAGCACACUAACAAAGCUCUAUCAGCCACGUUAAAUACGGGGCCAGUGCCUGCGAAUUUGACUCCUUCACUGGACGAUCUUCCAUGCCGUUGCCAGAACUUCCAGAUCACUGGAUUUGAAUCUUGGCUUCAGCUCCAAUCCAGACCGGCAGGUCGACAGCAGCGUAUCUACCUUCGCUUUUGCGAAGUCCAUGAUCGAUUGGCUGUUCCGAUUUCCAGAUAAUGAGGGAAAAAGGACUACUUCUCUCAACAAGGAAGGCCGGGACGCGGGAAGGGCAACGAGGGAGCAGUGGCGGCAAGAAUGGCGGAGACCGAGAGAGAGCGGGAUCGCCUCAUUCUCCGGGACUUCGUCUCCCUCGAUCUCUGUAAGGAACUCGAGUUCAUACACAAGAGCUGCGGAACAAUCGGUUAUAGAGACAACGUGCUGUCGACGACUCUGCCUCACCUGAUCGCCACUGGCUGCGGUCACCUCAUCAUGCCCUUCGUUGCUAUCCGAGAGAGGUUGAAAGAGAAGGUGGAGGAGUUCUUCGGUUGUGAAUACGAGCUUUUUAUAGAAUUCACGGGUUUGAUCAGUUGGACCACUGGAUCGAGGAUUGGAUGGCACAGUGAUGACAACCGACCAUAUCUGAAACAGCGGCAUUUUGCGGCAGUUUGCUACUUGAAUACUUGCAAUAAAGAUUUCAUGGGCGGAAUUUUCCACUUCCAAGAAGGUGAACCAAAUAACAUUUUGCCAACUGCUGGGACAGUUGUUAUAUAUACAGCUGAUGUUCGCAAUAUCCAUUGUGUAGAUGAGAUAACAAAUGGAGAAAGACUAACACUGACAUUGUGGUUCACCCGUGAUAGUUCACAUGAUGAGGAUACCAAAAUCCUUGACCUUCUCUCGCAGAGAUAUUUGAGCUGCCAUGAUGAUGUUCCUGACCCACGUCUCCCAGUGCCAGCCUCCUCCAAUAUGUACUGGUUUUCUUUUGUCCCAGAGUCUUCUAAGAAGUUGGGAUUCGAUAUUCGUUGGGCCAGAGUUUAUAUCCUUGGUUACAAUUUUUAUUUUAAUGAUCGGAAUUCGAGUAUAAAGUUGGGUUCAUCAGAUGAAGUUCUUGAGUUGCUCAACAUGCCACUGCUAUUGAUAAAGGAUGGUUAUAUACUUGAGAGACAGUUCAGUAAUAGCUUACAGGCUCUUCAGGUUGUCCAAUUUUGCCUGUGGAGAGGGCCUCAUCUCCAAGGUUCUGGACUGCAAUGUAGUGAGUCGGGGAUUGAAGUCAAGUCAGGAGCAAGCGUUGAAUGCUGUCCUGUUAUUGUGUCAGACCAAGAAGUUGCAGAAAGGAUAUUUGUGCAGCUUUCUUCUCCUGAUGAGGACCCUGAAUUCAGUUUUGCAAGCUUUGGAAACGGAAUUGCAGCCUGGGAAAAUUAUGUCCACACUUUACACACACAACUUUUGGAUAGUCUUCCACUAUGGUUAGCAUAUGGGACCAUCAGCCCUUUAACACUGCAAGAAUCAUAGGCUUGCUGUAUGAUCUAUGAGUAGAUCCCCUGCAGACUAUCAUAAAAGCUGAAGUUUGGAGAGUUUGAUAUGAUGCUGGAACCAUUGGCUCCAUAUUGAGCAUUUGAAUUAUUAUCUAUUACACCUUUUUGCUGCCUUAUGCUUCAGGCCCGCAAUAUUAACCUAGUUGUUGACAAGCUUGCAUAGCCUCCUCUUCGUCAAUUUGGAUGUUCUGACGAUGUUAUUGCACUAGUUGGCUAGGAGCCUAGGACAUUACCAUAUCUUCCACCCUUUGUUCUCUGUAUCUUGAAUAACUCUUGUUUUCUCAUAAGGUGAGGUGUUAAGCUGACCUCUAUCAGUUCGUUGCAGACGAUGAAUUGUAUGCAUACUAAACCUCCUUCUCUUUGGAAACCGAUAUAAGUGUGGUCUGGAUUAAUGUGCCCUAGUAUUUCAUGACACUGUUGAGAAACAUGAAUUACAUCUACAUGCUGGAGCUUACAUAGCA